CACUGGGCCCGCUGUCUUCCUCGACGGCCUGCUCGCCCACGUGGAAGGGGGCACGCGGCACCGCGCCUGCCGAUUGCGAUGGGUUGCUGGAUCGGCGGUUGGCACGUGCAGACCCAACGCCGCGGAGACGUUCGACGAGGGCGUCGGGCAGCUCAUCACCGUGGGCAUCGUGGACUGCCUGCAGCCGUGGACCCUCAAGAAGAGGGCAGCAUACUACCUGAAAGUCUGCGAGCCGCAGAAGGCCACGGUGCCCCCUGCCGUGUACGGGCGCCGCUUCCUGCAGCACUUCGAGGAGGGUGCUUUCAGCCGUGCCAGGAUCUGCACGAAGAGGUCCUUGCGCAGGCCAGCUGCGACGUCCCCGAGACUCUGUGAGCUCCUCCGGUGCCGGGCGGGUCUGCCGGCGGCCCGCGUCGUUCGGCCGCCCCUCUGGCCAGUUGGGCAAUCGGCCUCCCUCCAGAGGGGCGAAGGCCGCUGGGCCUCACAUGGUCGUCCGAGGCCUCCGACGCUGUCUCCGUGUUGCGCGUCGCCAGGCGCCGUGCCGUACCACCCCCAGGAGGGCUGUACGUUUUCCCGCGCCCCCCGCCGACCUGUGGGCCUCGUCGCCAGACGUCCUCGCGUCGUGAAGCGAUAGCGACUGAAGGUCUGGGCGGGGCUGUGAGCUCUCGGGCGGCUCGCUGUUCCGGCGUCCACGCGGAAUGAAAAGGC
Prorocentrum cordatum is the source of this 705-nucleotide messenger RNA. NCBI's taxonomy places the organism in Eukaryota, Dinophyceae, Prorocentrales, Prorocentraceae. The record is from the annotation of a GenBank genome assembly.